Messenger RNA from Cyclospora cayetanensis, 906 nucleotides. RefSeq lists its product as uncharacterized. The coding region runs from base 1 to 906 and encodes 301 amino acids. The record is from RefSeq and is a predicted model, not a curated record. The transcript has 4 exons. NCBI's taxonomy places the organism in Eukaryota, Apicomplexa, Conoidasida, Eucoccidiorida, Eimeriidae.
AUGGUGUUAAACAAAGCCCUUAUCUUGAGGCGUCAUGAGGGAGCCACAUUCGAUGAUUGUACUAAGGUUUGUACUGCGUCUGGAAUUAACUGUCUACCAAGCAAGCUCAUUCAAUAUCCUGCCCCACUAUACAAGAGUUUUAAUACUAGGGAGGAGGGGCAGCUAGGAUUAUCUGACAGUCCUAUUAUUCCCUUUUCUCCCGAACAAGGCAGGGAAGAGCUGCGCUGCCGAUGGGAGCACACGACCAUGUUCAAAAGACUGGAGAGGGAGCGCGCAGCAUUUAUACGUGAGCAUCUCGACGGCAUCGUAUUAGUCCUUCCCCAGGAGUAUGCAGACUGCGACGAUUCUGACUUCCUCUCCGCUGCGCAUCCCCCCUCGACACACGAACAGCCGCAGAAUGAAGCAGGGCAAGAAAACCCCGCCACCGCUACUUCCUGCUCCAGUCAUGGCGGACGCAGCUCCAGCUGCAGCAAGAACAGCAGGGCCAGCCACCUGCUUUCUAGGUUUCCGCCUGCUCUGCUUCGUUACAAGGCGGGAGAGCCAGAGGGGAUCAAAUGGCUCGUCGCCAUCGAAGGCGCCCCAGAGACAGUGUAUAGCAAGCAGCCAUUUCUCCUCAGUUUCAAAUUUCUGCCGAAAUAUCCCAUUGAAUCGCCGGAGUUGGUGUUUGUACUGCCGUAUGUACCCCUCCAUCCUCACGUCUACAGCAAUGGACACAUCUGCCUUUCCAUUCUAUACGAUCAGUGGUCGCCCGCCUUGGGCGUUAAGGCGUGCUGCUUCUCGGUUCUCUCAAUGCUCAGCAGCAACAGAGAGAGGAGGCCUCCCCCAGACGAUCAGCAGUACUGCGAAUCAAGAGGACGUAAAGGCCCCAAAGGAGUCAAAUGGUAUUUCCAUGAUGAUACAGUCUAG